This is a messenger RNA of Halteromyces radiatus, 1416 nucleotides long. RefSeq lists its product as uncharacterized. The transcript has 7 exons. Gene Ontology annotation, biological process: proton transmembrane transport. NCBI's taxonomy places the organism in Eukaryota, Fungi, Mucoromycota, Mucoromycetes, Mucorales, Cunninghamellaceae. The coding region runs from base 158 to 1321 and encodes 387 amino acids. Gene Ontology annotation, molecular function: proton-transporting ATPase activity, rotational mechanism. The record is from RefSeq and is a predicted model, not a curated record. Gene Ontology annotation, cellular component: vacuolar proton-transporting V-type ATPase, V1 domain.
CUUUUCUUCUUCCUUUUUCUUUCUUUUGAACGUGUUCUUUCUAUCAUAUCCUUUCUUUUUCAAAACAUAUCACAUUACUUUUUUUUUGUUUUUCUUUUUAUAUCUACAUUAGAAGUAUAUUUGUCAACAUCCUUCCUCUUUUAUUGACAAAUUCAAUAUGAAAUAUACUUUUGUCUCGGUGCCUGCUUUGGGCAACUCACAAAAUACAUUUUUGAACAUCAAGGCCAAACUUACUGAAUAUGCUGAAACAAAUGCUUUUCCUAUCCCAGACUUUAAGAUUGGUACUUUGGAUACAUUGGUUUUGUUAUCAGAUGACUUGGUGAAAUAUGAUGCUGUAUUUGAACAAUCUGUUAAUAAAGUGGCAGAUAUUGUACGUACCUUUACUCCUACUGCCAAAGGUCAUGAACAACUUUUAUUGGUGAACGAAAAAUCCAUUGAUCAAUAUAUUCGAGGUUUCCAAUGGAAUACUAUGAAAUAUCGUACUGAUAAGUCAUUACAAGAAACAACUGCUACUUUGAGUCAGGAAGUCAACGCUAUCGAUGCUAUUAUGAAAGCCAAGUUGAAUACCUAUACCCAAAACAAGAAUGCUCUUCAAACUCUUCAACGAAAGCAAACUGGAAAUUUGUCUGUCAAGAAUUUAAAUGGUAUUGUAAAGAAACAACAUUGCGUCUUGAAUUCUGAAUACCUUACUACAUUGAUUGUUGCUGUACCAAAAUCUCUUUACAAGCAAUGGAAUGGAAAAUACGAAACUUUGACGUCUAUGGUUGUACCUCGAUCUUCUAUCAAGAUUGCUGAAGAUGAUGAAUUUGGACUUUUUACUGUUACUUUAUUCCAAAGAGUGGUUGAUGAAUUCAGUCACAAGGCUAGAGAAGAAAAAUUCAUUGUACGUGAUUUCAAGUAUGAUGAGGAUGCAUUACAACAACAACAAAAAGAAUUGGAUCAAGUCAGUAGUGUGGAAGCGGAACAACAAGCAGAAUUGGUUCGUCUGGCCAAGAUCAACUUUGGUGAAUUGUUUGGCUCAUGGGUACAUCUCAAAGCUGUUCGUGUAUUUGUGGAAUCCGUUUUACGUUAUGGCCUUCCUCCUGAUUUCACUUCAGUCACUAUUGCCGUUCAACCCAAAUUUGAAAAGAAGAUCGAUGAAACUCUAUUGGCUCAAUAUGGUCGAUUGGGUGGUGUACACGGCCAAACUCUCAAGAGCAAUCAACAGCAACAACAACAACAACAAGAUGAAAUUUUGGAUCAUGACCUUCAAUCUGUCAAUGAUAGUAGUUAUAGACCUUAUGUGCAAUUUGAUCUUCAAUUUGAUAUGGAACGGGCAUAGGUGUUCUUUAUUUAUUUAGUAUUAUUCAUCCUUUUAUAUAUAUAUGUAUAUAUAUAUACGAAAUAAAAAGAAAAAGCAAAUCAAAUAUUUAUUUC